AAAUACCAAAAUUAGAAUUGGCGAAGGAAGUGAUUCGUUAUGAGUUUAGAAAUUGAACGGAAAACCCGAGAAAUUAGAUGCAGAUAUGGACAAUGUGGAAGGCAGGCGUGUGCUGUAGAGAUAUUCAGCUUUCAAUUUAAAGGCAUUGCAUGGAAAUUAGCAUCUUUUGGUUGUGGAGUCGUUGCAAUGGAGUCUUUUUGGGCUUUCAGAAGGUCUUCAUGGUUACAUACUGGUUUUGACAAGCUGGUUGAAGAUGUCAUUGAGCAUUACUUGAAAGUUGAAGAAAAGCCAGAGUUCUGUAAUCUACCAAGCUUCCUAUUUGAGGAAUCCAUGGGUGGAGCAAUAGCUUUGAAGGUGCACCAGAAGCAACCUGAUGCUUGGAACGGUACUGUUCUUCUUGCUCCUCUGUGCAAAAUUGCAGAUAGCAUAGUUCCACCAUGGUUAGUUACACAAAUUUUAAUUGGCGUUGCAAAGUUUCUUCCAACAAAGAAACUACAUAUAGUCCGGACACAGGAUUUAGGAGAGACGGCAGUCAGAGAAGCAAAGAAGAAAGAACAUGCUGCCUAUAAUGUGUAACAUAAGCCCUGUUCACUGACCACUCUGGAGUUACUGAAUGCUACAAAAGAGAUAGAGGGACUACUAAAAAACUGUGUACGUGUUUCAACUUUCUUUUGAAUUUGUGUACACUGUGUUAACUGUUUAAAGUUUGAUAUGUGAAUAUUUACCCUUCGAGGUGGCCCAAUGGUUUGAGCUUGAGACUUCCAUAUAGGAGGGCCUCACGUUCAAAACCCCUUGCUAGCGAAAACAAGGGGUUUGCCUUCUGGGUUGAGCUCAUUACACUAGACUUGCCUAGUGGGUUAUCUCUCCCAUGUGGUUUGUGAACUAUUGCAUAGGAGCAGAGAGAAGUGCACCCAAAGGCUAGCGACUGCGGGUUUUCCUUUUCAUAAGAAAAAAGGGUUGAUAUGUCACCAUUCCCUUGUCGUAGAAAUGCUGACAUUAAGAUAAAUAUGUAUUUGUUCAUGCAUGAUUAGAAAGCUAAGAAACUAUUACAUUUGACAUGGUUGCAACUUGCAAGUAGCAUAUAUAGAGAAGUUGUGACCAUGUAUUAGACCACCAAAUGCACCCUCUUUAAAUAUGAUAAUAUAAUGAUUGAAGGUGAUUAAGUGGAGGUAGACUUACAAUCACUUUGAGGGAAGCACAUUUUAUAAUAUUAUCCAAUGAAAAUAAAAAGAUCUAUAUACCAACUCCGUUUGUCCACUGCGAUAUGGUAUCAUGAUAUGGAAGUGUAGAUACAAAUAAAAAGCGUAUCAAUAUAUAAAAUAAGUUCUUCAGAUACGUUUACCAAAAAGAUAUUCCAUAAGCCACUUUCAUGAAGCCAUGAUUCAUGAUUAUGCACAUCAGUUCACAUUUCAUAAAGGGAUUUAUGUGCUAGAACUUCCAUGUAUGAUUCAUAUUGACAUCUUCAUAUCUGUGUUUGCAUCUGGACCUCCACAUUUGCCAGCUGAUGCUUUCAGAAGAGGUCAUUCUUUCGAAAA
Solanum lycopersicum (tomato) is the source of this 1535-nucleotide messenger RNA. RefSeq names its product caffeoylshikimate esterase. Gene Ontology annotation, cellular component: membrane. The record is from RefSeq and is a predicted model, not a curated record. NCBI's taxonomy places the organism in Eukaryota, Viridiplantae, Streptophyta, Magnoliopsida, Solanales, Solanaceae. Gene Ontology annotation, molecular function: lipase activity.